AUGAGUGCCAGUUACCAACCGGACUUCCAGCUGCCAUUCGAGGCGUAUCCCUCGCAGAAGAAGUUCAUGCAAGAUGCGUAUACGUGCUUCGAAGAAUCCCGCUUCGGGCUCUUUGAGUCCCCGACAGGAUCCGGCAAGACCAUCGCAAUCCUCUGCAGCCUUCUCACCUGGCUCAGGGACAACAGGGUGAAAGACGCCGUCUCUCGGUUGGGACCCAAAGUUGACAACGACGAGGGCGUGCCUGCAUGGGUCCGUCGCAGCAUGGAAGCGCAACUCCGAUCAAUUGCGGAGGAGGCCAUAACAGCUGACAUGGAGCGCCUGACUGCUACUCGGCAGCGGUUGAAGAGUGACUUUGUCGUUACGGACGAGGGCGUGCGACUCAGGUCCGGCGCCAAACGCGGGCGGGAUCAGGUAGGCGGUGCGCAUCAAAUAGCAAUACUAGAGUCGUGGUGCACAUUACAAACUGGUGGUGUCACCACGACCAACAGUGCAAGCUCUGAUGCGAGGCCUACGAGGAAGAAGAUCCAAGUCGUCAUCUGCAGCCGGACCUUCUCACAGCUGAACCAGUACGUGAGGGAGCUUCGGAGGCUGGGGGCGCUGGCUGGACAAGUUAAGGUCGGCAUCGCGGCUGGGCGUAACCACACAUGCGUCAACCCCGCCGUGCGGGCGAAGUGCCACACGAACGAGGAUUUCAACGAUCGCUGCCGACAGGUCGCCUGUGAGUACCGGCAGGACGUGUCGCCACUGGUUGAAGCUUCAAUGUGCUUUCCAAUGGACCUGGAAGACCUCAGGGCCGUCGGAACUGGGCUGUGCGCGUGCCCCUAUUAUGCAGCUGGGCAAAGCAUGGAAGAGUGUGACGUCAUUCUCGCGCCAUACGUGUCAGUUUUCAAUCCUUCGAUUCGGCAGCACACGGGCAUCGCAACCGACGGGAACAUACUUAUCGUUGACGAGGCGCACAACCUGGUCAGUGCGGUAACCGAAGCCCAAUCGAGUGUAGUACACGCGAAGGCAAUGGCGGCACUCGUUCAGCAAUGCAGGUCGUUUACGGGGAAAUACAUGGGCGAAAUCGGUGGAGAUAAUGAAACCAUCGCCAGUAUUGAAAAGGUAGCCGGCAUUCUCUCCAACUGUGGGAAGGCGCUGAGCGCUGCUAGCGGUUCGCCUCGCGUGUUCACCAUACCCAGCUUCAUGAUUGAGGUGGGACUCGAGGAUACUAAGUUUCACGAUAUCGUCGCGUUCAUGGCCUCGGGUGACUUCUGCAGACGCCUGCGGACUCUGGCCGAGCGAAUGUGGGCGUCGAAGUGCAAAGGAGUCGCACCUACCGACCACUCCAAGCGAAAUCCGCAUCUUUAUGCGGUGUACGACUUCAGGCACUUCGUUACCACGUUGCUCUCUGCCAGUGAGCACGAUCGCGUUAUAGUUACGUCGGAGGCGGACGACGUGGCCAUCGAAAUCUUCAAUCUGGCUGCAGGUAUGUUCCCGUGUUACGUUCAAUUCCAGCGGCUGACACAAGAGGCGAAGAGCGUGCUGCUAAUGAGUGGGACACUGUCGCCCAUGGAGGAAUUCAUCACACUAUCGCCAUCAAGUGCCGACCCAAUCGUGCACCGCAGCCCACCAGUCUUCCCGAUGUACCAGUUCUACGCCACCGUCGUCGGCAGCGGUACGUUACAACGUCUCGACGUCACACUCUUGGCAGAUGAGCAGGGUCUGGAGUUGGUGUAUGACAGCAGCUCAAGGGAGGGGUCACGCGAGUUGGCGGCGUUGUGCAGGAUCGUUGAGGCCGCUGCGUCGGUAACCCCGAAUGGGAUCCUGUGCUUUCUGUCGAGCUACCGAUUCCUGAAGAACUUCCAGGUCGCAUUUGAAAACUCACCAGAGAGGGCCGGAGUCCUCCGACACAAGGCGGUGUUCUUCGAAUCCCAAGGUGCGUUGAUGAAUGCAAGCUGUCUACCUGGUGCAGACAAGGGCAGUUCCGUCAUCGCCGAUUACUCCAAACAAGCUUUGGGUAAAGGGGCCAUACUCUUCGCAGUCUAUGGGGGAUCUCAGAGCGAGGGCGUUGACUUCGCGGACGGGCUGGCACGUUUGGUGAUACUAGUGGGUCAGCCGUACCCACCCGAUGAUAUAAAGCUGCGGCUGAAGCGAGAGUACUUCAGGGCCAAGUGUAGGUCACCUGGGCACAUCUUAAUCCUUGCAACAGCGAAGCAAGAAACCCUGUCGCGAUCUCAGCGUGACGUUUAUGCGAGGUUGGCGGAUGAUAUGAAAACCAUCAUGUGCUUCAAAACCAUCAACCAAAGCAUCGGCAGGGCGAUGAGACAUAAAGGCGACUACGCUGCCGUCGUGCUGCUAGAUGCCAGGUACAAAAGCGCGAAAACGCAACAGUGGCUGCCGCCUUACGUCACCCAAGCACUUGCAAGGGAUCAAGUGCAAAGUCACUCAUCAAAUGAAGUUACGAGUUUAAAACAAAAGCUCGACAAUUUUUAUAAAUCGCAAAACAAAUAG
Messenger RNA from Babesia bigemina, 2493 nucleotides. RefSeq lists its product as hypothetical. The record is from RefSeq and is a predicted model, not a curated record. Gene Ontology annotation, molecular function: DNA binding; ATP binding; hydrolase activity, acting on acid anhydrides, in phosphorus-containing anhydrides. The coding region runs from base 1 to 2493 and encodes 830 amino acids. Gene Ontology annotation, cellular component: nucleus. The transcript is spliced from 6 exons. Lineage: Eukaryota; Apicomplexa; Aconoidasida; Piroplasmida; Babesiidae. Gene Ontology annotation, biological process: establishment of sister chromatid cohesion; nucleobase-containing compound metabolic process.